Molecule: messenger RNA, 1593 nt
Organism: Neoarthrinium moseri
Lineage: Eukaryota; Fungi; Ascomycota; Sordariomycetes; Amphisphaeriales; Apiosporaceae
Exons: 2
Coding region: 1-1593 (530 amino acids)
Biological process (GO): hyaluronan biosynthetic process; extracellular matrix assembly
Molecular function (GO): hyaluronan synthase activity
Source: RefSeq, a predicted model, not a curated record
AUGGAGAAGGGGCUGUUCCACGCCCCCGAGAAAGAAAUCCCUGGGUCUGACUGUAUGGCAGCGAUCAUCGGAUACCGAGAGGACGAGGAGACUUUCAAUCAGGCCUUGAAGAGUUAUCUCCAGGCUGCGAACUGCAGGUUUGUGCUUGUCGGCAUCGAUGGGGACGAUAACGAAGAUCAGUAUAUGUUCGAAAUCUUUCAAAAGGUUUUCCCAGAACGAUCAGCUAUGGUCCAUAUGGACACACCUUUGGUCGACCUGGCGCUUGAGCUCUCGGCCUCGCUCCCUGAAUCACAGAACAAGGAAGACCACAUCAUAUCAUUAUGUGUUCGAGAAGCACGUCAACACCUUGAAAGGUCCAAUGUGUCCCUUCAUGAUGUUCGCUACCUUUGCAUAUCUCAGCCUCAUAUGCACAAGAAGGGUAUCAUGUUCAGCUCCUUCAUUUUCUCCUUGUUGAUCACAGAAAUAUACGGGCUCGAAUGGAUCUGGUCCUCCGACAGCGACACCAUUGUGGAUCCAGACACCCUAUCAUCAACCACGUCGGUCUGUGCCUCUGACAAUGCUGUCGGCGGUGCUUGUACCACCCUUGUCAUCCACAACCGGAGCGAUAACCUCCUCACGAGACUGAGUGCCGCAGUCUACCUCAGUGACUACUAUUUAGCUCGCUCGUCCCCGUCGUCCUUUGGCGCGAAUGAAUGCCAAUCUGGUCCAUGUGCCUUGUUUCGCGCCUCAGCGAUAGCCCCGAUACUACUCCGAUGGUACACACAGACCGUGUGGGGGAAAUGGAUGCGUGUCAACGAAGAUCGACACCUUACAACGUUGCUGCUUCGCCAAGGUUAUAACGUGCUGUACGCCGCAGACAGUAUCGCGGCUACCGAGUCACCACCAACUCUGAGGAGAUGGCUACUACAGCAAGUUCGCUGGGCACGGGCCGUGCAUGUCGAGAGCUUCUACGCUCCUGGAAUCUAUGUGCUCCAGCACCCCGUACUCUUCUUCAACACGGUCCGACGGGAGAUUGGCGGCAUCCUCAUCCCCCUAACCAUUGCCAUAUAUGCUCUAACGGGAAGAACCGCGCGACCUGUUCCGGGUCAAGACCUAGUGCAGCGACUUCUGAUCACGUGUGGAUAUCUGGCACUCCGAAAUCCGUAUCGUCCUUCGAGGUGGGCAGAGUGGCUUUGGCUGCUGCCCGGCCAGGUACUUUACAACAUCUCGAUUCAGGGUAUCCAAUUCUGGGCCUUGAUGACAAUGCUCGACGGAAGCUGGGGCACUUGCAUGAGAGGCUCUGCCGAAGUUCAAGCAGAUGCUACCGGCGUUUCGAGCGUCGAUAGCGCCGGCUCUGGGAGCCUACAAAGCUCGCUGGAAAGCGGGCUUCUAACGCAACCAGUAAGUGAAGAAAAGAGAAGUCGUGUUAAGCUCAGAGCCCAGGAGAUAGGGUUCUUUGUCUUAUGGAUCGGGCUUGUGAUUGGUGCUAUUGGCAGGGUAUGGGCCACCACUUGGUAUGGGUUUGGUGGGAGUAUGGCAACUCUGGUAGCGUUUGCCUGCAUGGUGCCGACAUGGAUGGGCAUGUCAUGGUGGAUGGUGGCCGUAGCCAACUGA